AUGGCACUGAGCAGUUGUAUGCCAAGCAGAAUAAUUCAGCGUAGUGAUUGUGCAACGCAUAGCUUACCAUUCCAACAUAACGGACAAAACCGUGUAUGGGCAUCACUUGGUGCCCGCUACGUGGCUUUAAUAUCACAAUCCAAUAUGUUCUUUUCAAUUUUGAUAACUAUCCUUUUUAUUAUUAUCUUCAUCAGUGCUCAAUAUCUAAGUGGUUCAUUUAAACCAGUUAAAUCAGAAUUUGUACCUUUAUUAUUACAGUUAUCAUUUUUAAUGGAUUGUUACCUUGUCAGCAUAUUUUAUCAUCUUAGUAAAACAACAGGUCCAAAUGCUAUUGGUUAUGCUUUAUGUCACCAAUUUUCAACGUUCCAGAAUAGUAAUCAUCCAUCAUCUCGAGAAACACCAAUCAAAUCAUCAACAAAUUCAAUAACAAGUCAGCUGUUAUCUGACAAAGCACCUUUUAUGAAGUCAAUGCUAUUGAUUGAGAAAUUUUUCACUUAUUAUUCAAUACAAAAAUAUGGUUGUGUUUAUACAUCAUCAGGUCAGGUGAACAAAGUCGACAAUAUCACAAAUACUGCUGCUGUUGAUAAUGAUCAUGAUAAUCUACUACCACUUCCAUUGUCUGAACAGUAUCUUCGAGGGAUUGGUAAAUUUUUUCGUGAAUGCUUAUCUGACAGUGAUAUUCGAUAUGACACCUAUGUACUAUACUACAUUGGACCAGAUAAUAAUAAAGGUGAUUGGAUAUUUGAAGAUGAAAGUGUAAUUACUUUAAAGAAUCUUAUUGACUUAUGGGAAUUAGCAUGUCUAUCGAAAUCGUUCAAAAACUUAUCGAGAAGUAUGCGUCUUUUAAUCUUAUUGGAUACUUUACAUUCUGAAGAAUGGUGUAAAUCAUUGACUAAAUGGAAUACACAAUGUUGUAUAGCAAUACAAUCAGCUAUACCAGUGUUCAGUAGUAAUAGUAAUAAUAAUAAUACUGCUGAUCAAAAUCAUAAUUCAUUCAUUGGUAUGUUCACGGAAUUCUGGAUAAAAGAAAAUAUUUCAAGGAUUAGUUAUCCUAGUCAAAUAUCCUCUGUUGAAGAACUUCGUGGAAAACUUAUGAAUUUAUCACAACCAAUAAAAUUUAUUUACUCAACAACAAAUAGUUGGUUCAACUUUCAACUUCGUGUACCGUCAAUCGAGGAGAUAAAUAAGUAUUUGAAGUUUGUAUUCCCGAAACCGUUACAAAAGUUGUACUAUACAUUUUUAUCAAUAUUUCAGAUCAAUAAGAUCGAUAACAAGAAUACUACUAAUAAUAAUAAUAACGUAUGCAACAAUAGAGAUGCAGAAGAAAAAGACGAGGGAGAGGAAAUGACUAUCUCACAGAAGUUAUUAUUAUUAUUAUCAUACACCAAAUACAUUUUCUAUCCAUUAAAUAUAUUGAUGAGAUUCACGUAUACUAAAGUCACCGAUCAAUAUAGACAAAUGUAUUUUGCCUAUUUUUCAUCUGAUUUAUUAGAAAUUGGUCAUGGAUUUAUUUUAAUGCGUACAUGA
Molecule: messenger RNA, 1527 nt
Organism: Trichobilharzia regenti
Lineage: Eukaryota; Metazoa; Platyhelminthes; Trematoda; Strigeidida; Schistosomatidae
Source: the annotation of a GenBank genome assembly